Messenger RNA from Cajanus cajan (pigeon pea), 1566 nucleotides. The record is from RefSeq and is a predicted model, not a curated record. Lineage: Eukaryota; Viridiplantae; Streptophyta; Magnoliopsida; Fabales; Fabaceae.
CCCAAACGCAUAUUUAUUACUCACAUCUAACCUCCAGUGGGGUCAAUAUCUUAACCAUCGAUUAGAACCAGGGUUAAAAUACAACUGGUUAAGUUAAGAACCUCAACCACAUAACCCAAUCCCAAACCCAAACCCAAACCCAGAUUUUUAUUAUCAUCACUCAUCAUUCAUCACUCUCAACACCAUCAUCAACAUUCAACAACAACAACACAUUUUUCUUCUUUCCCUCCCUCCACCUCCUUCUUUUAUCUCCCUUUCCCAAAUUAAACUUCUUUUAUAUUAUAAAACAGUGCCACCCAGCACCACACCACCAGCUCCUAACUUCAAUUCAUGCAACUCUGAUAUCUCUCUAUCUUCAUCUCCACAAAAAACCUAACCCUAAAAAGCUAACCUUUUUUAUUUGUUUUUUCUUGUUUCUUUUUAAUUUUCUUAAUUUACUUACCCUAGAUGUUUGAGCCAUGGACAUAACCCCAACAACAACGAUCAGCAACACUCCGAGUGCAACAAAAUCCCCAGAAAAUCAUGAGACUGAAACACCCAGCAGGAUCAACACGCCCACACCCACACCCACACCCCCACGCACAGCAACAACAAAAACCUUGUCUUUCUCCAACGGGGUCCUCAAGCGCCACCACCACCACCACCCCUCCAUUCCCGCCGCCGUCACCUACAAAGAAUGCCUCAAAAACCACGCAGCCAACCUAGGCGGCCACGCCCUCGAUGGCUGCGGCGAGUUCAUGCAGUCCCCCGCCGCUACCGCCGCCGACCCCACCUCCCUAAAAUGCGCCAUCGAGUACCAGCCCCACCACCGGCACCACCCUCCGCCGCCUUUUCAUGCGGCCACCCGCAGCCCGAAUUCGGCCUCCCCGCCGCCGAUCUCCUCCUCCUACUACCCCUCGGCGCCGCACAUGCUCCUGGCCCUCUCCGCCGGCCUUGCCGCUCCGCCCGAGAGCACCGCCGCCCCCUCCCCCCUUGCCUCCCACAGCCGCAAGAGGUUCCGAACCAAGUUCAGCCAGGAGCAGAAAGAGAAGAUGCACAAGUUCGCGGAGAAAGUUGGGUGGAAGAUGCAGAAGCGUGACGAAGAUUUGAUUCACGAUUUUUGCAACGAGGUUGGCGUCGAUAGAAGCGUUCUCAAGGUUUGGAUGCAUAACAACAAAAACUCCCUCGCCAAAAAAGAUACUAAUAUUAAUCCUAUUAAUACUGUUAGUAUUAGUAAUAACGAUAAUGCCAAUGGCUCUGACAAGAGCUUUGAAGUUCCCACCAACAACGAUGCUGUUGCCGUUCCUGAAGAUCGCUCUCAGGAUCCCACUCGGAAUCAUCGCUAUGGUGGAGCCAACGUUGGUGCCAAUGGGUCCUCGUCUUCUUCUUGAUCCUUCCUAGAUUGGAGAGAGAAGAAUAAUGUGUUAGAUAGGUUAAUGAUAAUGAUGCUCUUGGAUAAUUAAUUAGUGCUUUUAUUUCGUUUCUUUUUGGCUUUAAUUGUUUAGUUUCUAUUUUGUUAAUGAGACCAUGAUUACCUUAAUGGGAGAGAAUGAUAUAUAUAUCCGGAAGGGAAUUUAUUUUGCUUUC